GACCGUCCGCUCGGCUGCUGGGAGGCUCGUGCGCGCCGCGUGUGGAGUUUGUAACCGGUGGAUUGGGCGCUGCGCGGCUGAGAGCGCGCGGGCUCGGAACGUGCCCUGUUAACUUUCCGAUCAGCGCAGCGCGCGAGCAGCGAGCAUGGAGCCGUCCGCCGCGCCCGGAGCGGCCGAGCUGGCCGACCUGUACUCCGUGAUCCCGUUCAACGUCACCUUCCCGGACGACGUGAUGGGCUUCGUGCCGGACGCGCGCAACUACACCGAGCAGAACCCGGUGCGGAGCCCCGCGGGGAUCGUCAUCGCCAUCUCCAUCACCGCGCUCUACUCCGUCAUCUGCGUGGUGGGACUCCUCGGCAACAUCCUCGUGAUGUACGGGGUGGUCAGGUACACCAAGAUGAAAACCGCCACAAACAUCUACAUUUUCAACCUGGCCCUGGCCGACGCACUGGCCACCAGCACCCUCCCCUUCCAGAGCGCCAAGUACUUGAUGAACACCUGGCCUUUCGGCGAGCCGCUGUGCAAACUGGUCAUCGCCAUCGACUACUACAACAUGUUCACCAGCAUCUUCACCCUGACCAUGAUGAGCGUGGACCGCUACAUCGCCGUGUGCCACCCGGUGAGGGCGCUGGAGUUCCGGACGCCCGUCAAGGCCAAGAUCAUCAACGUGUGCGUCUGGAUUCUCUCGUCGGCCAUCGGCGUGCCCAUAAUGGUCAUGGCGGUCACCAAGGUGACAGAUCAAGGAAAAACCAUCUGCACUCUGAAGUUUCCUGAUCCUGACUGGUACUGGGACACGGUAACUAAGAUCUGCGUGUUCAUCUUUGCCUUCGUGGUGCCGGUCCUUGUCAUCACCAUCUGCUACGGGCUGAUGAUCCUCCGCCUGCGGAGCGUCCGACUUCUCUCAGGCUCCAAGGAGAAGGACAGGAACAUGCGUCGCAUCACCCGCAUGGUCCUAGUGGUGGUGGCGGCCUUCAUCAUCUGCUGGACGCCCAUUCACAUCUUCAUCAUCGUCAAAACCCUGGUGGAGGUUGAUCAGAGGAACCCCUUUGUGAUUGCCAGCUGGCACCUGUGCAUCGCCCUCGGUUAUACUAACAGCAGUCUCAACCCCGUCCUGUACGCCUUCCUUGAUGAGAACUUCAAGAGGUGCUUCAGGGAAUUCUGCCUGCCGUUCCGCACCAAGGUGGACCAGACCAGCCUCUCCAGAGCCAGGAACGCCACCCGUGAGCCGGUUUCGGUUUGUGCUCCGUCUGAUGCAGGGAAGAAGCCAGUAUGACUAGGCCUGGAGCGGAUCCCUCGUGGGUCCCGCUCAAGGAGAGUCCAGCAGGAGCUGCAGUCUGAGGUCACUCAGAUCUCCACCACUGAAUUCUAGAGUCUAGUCACUGACAAAAAGGGAACCAUUAACCAGACACCUGAGAAGAUUGUUCUUCAACCAUACUUCAAGCAUACCGUUAUAACCAUAAUGAACCAUUGGUGUACAUCAUUACAACAGGCAUGUGUUGAGAAGUUCAGGUGUUCUUCAUGGGCUGGGAAUAUAAGUAGGAAGAGGUUUUGCAGAAUAAUCAAUGGAUUUAACACAUUUUUGCAUCAAUCAAUGGACGAAGGAGCUCAUGACCCAUAUUUACAGUGAAAUCAUCACAUCGCUAUAUGAAGGACAAGUCAUCAGCAGAUGCGUUUUCAUCAGAGGAACAUCAAAACGAGCACAGGCCACAGAUGAAUAAUGAUGCCUCAUUAGGAAAAUUCCUGCUGUGCCAUAUUUUUGUGCUUUUUAUGUACAGCAAUAGCCACAUAAGUAUCAAACUAGGUCGAAUACCAGGGACCUGAAGGAUUUUCGCUUCUUCUAACAGGUGGACACGCGUCCAGUGUUCUCUUAAAGAUGGUCCUGAAAUAAACUCAAAGGACUGUGAUUUCACUGCGGAUGCUCCAAAACCACAAAGACAUUUGUACUCAUGACGCGACAGGAGGGAGCUCAAAGGAGCCGUCCCUGACACAAACAGAGGAGAUAUAAUGCUCCGUGACAGAGCUUGAUAGCUUCAGGCCAACAAACAUGACGUGCUGUCUGGACGUUCUUGCGCUUGACGUGUUGGAUCAUCAGUCAUUAAAGAGUGAAGAAAACCUGACGAUGUUAAGCUGUGCUGCAGCUCCGUGUCACAACAAGGUUGUACUGCAUGUGCCUUCAUCCUCCAUUUGUAUGAACAUGUUUCAUGGACGACUUUCAUGGCGUGUAUUUAUUCAUGAUGUGUCUCCGUUUUUAAAGCUGAAAAAAUUCAACUACAGGGUUGAUUUUGGAACGAAAAUGAUAACAUGAAGAUGGCAAAGACGAUGGACCUGUAACCCUGAUCAUGGACACCCUUUGAUCCAAAAGGCAUCACGCUCAGCUGAGGACGCUUUAGCCGAAAGAUUCAUCCGUGGACUGAGAUCACUGCAUGGAAAUUCAGCGCAAGACUGAGCUGUACAUUUCACUUAAACACAAAUAUUGAUUGUGUGUCACAAUUUAAUGAUGUGGAACGAUAUUUGAGUUCUUACUGUGAUCAAUAAUCCUCACAGGUGGGAAUAUUUAUGAAGCUUCAACUCCAGGAUUAGUUAGAUCUGUCAGUCUGUCAUAGGGUGUUCUCCACUGCACAAAGCACUAGAACCUUUAUAAAACUGGAACUGCUCUUUACACAGAAGAGCUGAUUGAGCUCAUGGCAGCUAAUUAGCCAAAGUAGGCGGUCUUGAGUGGGAUACAAUCAUUAGAAAGAUGAUUAAGUAGUUCAUUGUGAUUUUUAUGACAGUUUCAGUUGUUUGAAAAGGCAGGAGAUGAACUAGAACUUCAGACAUAAGUUCCAUUAGUUCCCAUUUGGGUCUUGUUUUUGAAAGUGCUGUGGAAAAACAUCUAGAUGAAUGGAGUCAAUGGCUACAAUGUUUACAUGCAAUGAUUUUCGGGAAUCUGAUUGAAUACAUUCUGAUUACAGAACAGGGUGUUUAUACUCACUCUACUCAACAGUCUGAUGGAAAUCUCAGUUUACAUGCACAUUGCCCCGAUCAGAUACAAAAUUAUGAGUGCCAUUAGGUGUAGACCAGAGGUCACUAAUUGGCGGACCAUGGUCCGGACGCUGUUCAAUGCAGACCUGGACCUAUGUGUUCCUGUUUUAAUCAGCGUAACUUCUCUAGUCUUUACGGUAGCUUUAGCGGCUGGAGACCAAUCACAUGCACUGUAAAUAUCACACGUGACGCUGCUCAGCCAAUCAG
This is a messenger RNA of Pygocentrus nattereri (red-bellied piranha), 3228 nucleotides long. It is a transcript of the gene oprd1a, whose product is annotated as opioid receptor, delta 1a. The record is from RefSeq and is a predicted model, not a curated record. Gene Ontology annotation, biological process: G protein-coupled opioid receptor signaling pathway; neuropeptide signaling pathway. NCBI's taxonomy places the organism in Eukaryota, Metazoa, Chordata, Actinopteri, Characiformes, Serrasalmidae. Gene Ontology annotation, cellular component: membrane; neuron projection. The transcript has 3 exons. Bases 146 to 1273 code for a protein of 375 amino acids. Gene Ontology annotation, molecular function: neuropeptide binding; G protein-coupled enkephalin receptor activity.